AUGGAGGGAAGCCCCUCCCACAGAGCCCCCUCGGCUGCAGCUGAGGGCCCUAAGGAGACGGCCACCCCGGCACAGGACCUGCCCGAGCCCCUCUCCCAGGAUGUCUGCCGGGGGCUGGAGGGGGUCCUCUCCUGCUCCUCGCCCGUGCUGGACUUGAGUCAGAGUGGCCUGCGCCACCUGGGGGAGCUCUUUAAGAUCCCCAGCCUGCAGCAACUGCACCUGCAGAGGAACGCCCUCUGCGCCAUCCCCAAGGACUUCUUCCAGCUGCUGCCCAACCUCACCUGGCUCGACCUCCGGUACAACAGGAUCAAGGCGCUGCCCUCCGGGAUCGGGGCUCACAAGCACUUGAAAACUUUGCUCUUAGAGAGAAACCCUAUCAAGAUGUUGCCGGUGGAGCUGGGGCGCGUGACGACGCUGAGAGCACUGAACCUGAGGCACUGUCCACUGGAGUUCCCCCCACAGCUGAUCGUGCAGCGGGGGCUGGCGGCCAUCCUGACGUUCCUGCGGAUCUGCGCCACGGAGCACUCCUUCCCCGGGGCGUCGGCGUCGGCGUCGCAAGAGAGCUCACCGGUUAAGAAAACGUCUCUGAAUCCCGCCCUGGAUUUGCCGGAAGACUCUGUGUUCCCGGGAGCCGCCAUGAUGGUGGCGCAGGGGCCGAGGGCGGCCCUGCUGAGGGCGCGGGCGGACGCCUUCCCGCCCAUCGAGAGGCUGGACCUGAGCGACCCCAGCAGGUCCACCGACUCCUCGGAGCACUGGCCCAGCGACGAGGAGCUGCAGCGCUUCUGGAAGCUGAGGCAGGAAAUCGUGGAGAACGAGAAAGCGGACGCUCUCGCCAACCAGCUGCUGCCCGUGGAGCUGCCCCCGCACCUCAGGGCCGCGCUGGCCGGCAAGGGCCGGGGCCGUGCCAGGCUGGGGCCUGUGGCCAGAGGCCCUGCGAGCACCCAGCCGAAAGCACUGUGUGACGUGCGGAGGAAGGCGCCCUCCUUCCCGGGGCUGCUCCCCAGCCUCCCGUCUUCCUCAUCCCACCCGGCGGAGGCGGCGGGCAGGCGGCGUGAGGAGAGCCGAGCCUUGGCCCUCAGAGAGCUGCGGGACAGGCAGGCACUGCUGGAGCAGCAGUGCAGGCGAGACAAGAAAGUGCUGCAGGAGUGGAGGGCGCGGGCCCAGGUGCUGGCCAGGGACCGGCUCAGCCAGCUGCUGUCCCCACAGAGGAACCUGGUCCCAUCAAAGAUGCCCUUUGCCACAGAUGUAACCGAUCAUAGGAAAAUGACCCUGAAUCCAUUCGGGAAAAUGAGACAAGGCAAAGAGAAAUCAUUGCAAGCCACCGGAGACUCCAGCACCUCCCGAGGGAUGAAUCUGGAAGAGAGGAUAAAGCAGCACACCCAGCAGGCCAGAAAGCUGCAGGACGAGGUGAUGAAGCUGAAGCUGGGGUCCACCUUGAGCAAAGAGCGCCGGCUCUCAGCCCUCUCGGGAAACCUCUCCCUCCACCCUCCAGCCGCCCAGCCGCAAAAUAUAUUUUUUAACACGAAAUACGAAGAAUCGGGAAAUGGUUACGGAUACUAA
Lepus europaeus (European hare) is the source of this 1560-nucleotide messenger RNA. It is a transcript of the gene LRRC27, whose product is annotated as leucine rich repeat containing 27. Bases 1 to 1560 code for a protein of 519 amino acids. The record is from RefSeq and is a predicted model, not a curated record. Lineage: Eukaryota; Metazoa; Chordata; Mammalia; Lagomorpha; Leporidae. Gene Ontology annotation, molecular function: protein binding. The transcript has 10 exons.